Zingiber officinale is the source of this 2393-nucleotide messenger RNA. Its product is annotated as calcium-dependent protein kinase 17-like. The record is from RefSeq and is a predicted model, not a curated record. The transcript is spliced from 8 exons. The coding region runs from base 260 to 1990 and encodes 576 amino acids. Gene Ontology annotation, cellular component: nucleus; cytoplasm. Lineage: Eukaryota; Viridiplantae; Streptophyta; Magnoliopsida; Zingiberales; Zingiberaceae. Gene Ontology annotation, biological process: peptidyl-serine phosphorylation; intracellular signal transduction; protein autophosphorylation. Gene Ontology annotation, molecular function: calcium-dependent protein serine/threonine kinase activity; calcium ion binding; calmodulin binding.
GCCAUUCGCAGAAAUAUAUUUAUUAUUUGUGGUCCUCCAUUUAUUGGCGAGAUGGGGGAGAAGGUGCAACAGUGUGUCUGUAUUUAAGGACACGAAAUAUUCUUGUUUUUAUAAUUUAGCCGGAAGCUUUACGUUAUCUCGAUCGCUAAAUCCACGCAGCUUGCAAUACCCGAUUCUUUCACCCGCUCCGCUUUCGGAAUUAUCGCCGCUGAGAUCGCGGUGGAGACGGCGCCGCCGCCGCCUUUGUCGGCCCUCACAUAUGGGCAACACCUGCGUCGGCCCCUACAUCGACCACCACAGAUUCCUCCAGUCCAUCUCCGCCGGUGUCCUCUGGCGCCCCCGCGAAUCCCCCUCCGACCCCUCCCACCCCACUAACCCUAAGGCCGCCGGCGACGCCCAGACUCCACCAACCCCCGUUUCCAUCUCCUCCGACGACCACAAGUACCCGCCUCCUCCCCCUCCCUCCACGGUACACGAUUCGGUCGCUUCCUCCCCCGCCGCCGGCCGCUCUCGGCCUCGUGUCGACCGCCUCCCCAGCGCCGGCCUCCGCGUCUGCUCCGUCCUCCCACGCAAGACCGAAAACAUCAAGGACCACUACAUCCUCGGGCGCAAGUUGGGGCAGGGGCAGUUCGGCACUACCUACCUCUGCGUCGACAAAGUCACUCGCAAGGAGUUCGCUUGCAAGUCUAUCGCCAAGCGGAAGCUCGCCUCCGACGAUGAUGUCGAGGACGUGCGGCGGGAGAUCCAGAUCAUGCAUCAUCUUUGCGGCCAUCCCAACGUGAUAUCGAUCGUCAGUACCUAUGAGGACGCCGUCCACGUGCACCUCAUCAUGGAUCUAUGUGCUGGCGGAGAGCUCUUCGAUCGCAUCGUACAGAGGGGGCACUACUCCGAGAAGGCUGCUGCCGAGCUUGCUAGGGUCAUUAUCGGGGUUGUGGAGGUGUGCCAUUCUAUGGGAGUUAUGCAUCGCGAUCUCAAGCCCGAGAACUUCCUAUUUGUCAACAAGGACGAGAACUCGCCACUCAAAACCAUUGAUUUUGGACUAUCCGUUUUCUUCAAGCCAGGGGACACAUUUACGGAUGUUGUUGGAAGUCCAUAUUAUGUUGCCCCAGAAGUACUUCUCAAGCGUUAUGGUCUAGAGGUGGAUGUUUGGAGUGCUGGUGUAAUUAUUUAUAUCCUGUUAAGUGGGGUCCCACCAUUUUGGGCUGAAACAGAGCAAGGGAUAUUUGAACAAGUUUUAAGAGGUGAGCUUGAUCUUAAAAUGGACCCCUGGCCUAGUAUAUCAGAGAGCGCCAAAGAUUUGGUUAGAAGAAUGCUUGUCAGAGAUCCAAAAAGACGAUUAACUGCUCAUGAAGCACUAUGUCAUCCUUGGGUUUGUGUUGAUGGUAUAGCUCCUAGCAAGCCUCUUGACUCUGCUGUACUUACUCGGUUAAAACAAUUUUCGGCGAUGAACAAGCUCAAGAAAAUGGCAAUAAGGGUAAUUGCUGAGAGCCUAUCGGAUGAGGAAAUUGCUGGUUUGAAAGAAAUGUUUAAGAUGAUUGAUGCAGAUAAUAGUGGCCAAAUCACGUUUGAGGAACUCAAAAUAGGCUUGAAAAAAGUUGGUGCCAAUCUCAAGGAGUCUGAAAUUUCAGCUCUGAUGAAAGCUGCUGAUAUCGACAACAAUGGUACUAUCGACUAUGGAGAGUUCAUAGCUGCUACCUUGCAUCUAAACAAGAUAGAGAGAGAGGACAACCUAUUUUCAGCCUUUUCAUAUUUUGACAAAGACGGUAGUGGCUACAUAACACAUGAUGAGCUCCAGAAAGCUUGUGAAGAAUUUGGCAUCCAGGAUGCACACAUAGAAGAGAUGAUUCAAGAAAUCGAUCAGGAUAAUGAUGGAAGGAUAGACUAUAAUGAGUUUGUCACAAUGAUGCAAAAAGGAAAUGCUGUUUUCGGCAAGAAGGGUCCCCGGAGCAAUUACAGCUUUGGACUUAGGGAGGCAUUGAGACUGGGCUAAUGCUAAUCAGACAGUUCACUGUAAUCUUGAUCUCAACGUAUGCAUUGACAAAGGGGGGGAACAACAUUAGUGAAGGUCCUUCAAAGGGGAUUCUCCUUCACCCGAGGCUCGACAAAACUUGGCAUGGCGGUCAGCAUGAGACAAAACCGGCAUGCAUGAACUGUCAACUGUUACAUUCUUUUUCAUCUACAAGAACCACAACAUUGUUAUAGCUUCAUUUGAAUGUUCCAUGACCUUUCAACUAGAAUUUUGUACAUGUGUUUAGAUAACCCGUGCCUUGGUGAGCUGGAGAAUUUUGUAUUAGGUUAGCUUAAUAUAGAAGUAUCCUUUGUGGAUGUGUUGAAAGCACUAGCUGUACAUGUUUCUAUCUCUUGGUAUUGCUAAACAGCGUUUUUUUUUUUUA